AUGAACUCACCAUUUGAUGACAUCCCGCCCUUCCCCGAGGGCCUCCCUCUUGCGCCAAUCGCCAUCAUUUCACAUGCAAAGCUACUCGACGGCGACAAUGACGAAGCCGUCCGUUUGCUUACAGCGGCCAAGACGCACGGCUUCUUGUACCUGAAUCUGCAGGACACACCGCAAGGCAAAGCCUUCCUCGCUGAAGCAGAUCAGCUCCACGCCGUUGCCAAGGAAGCAUUCGCCCUGCCCCUGCAUGAGAAGCUCCCUCACGCCCUCGAGCGCGGCGUCUCCCUCUUCGGGUACAAAGCGGCUGGCACAGUCAAGACAACCGACCGCGACCAGCGGCGCGACACAACCGAAUUCUUCUGCGUUAGCAAAGACUACGUACACAACAUAGCCCGAGAGAACAUCCGGGGCACUCCCAUAACCUACCCGCCCGAAAUCACCACUCACACCCCGCUCUUCCAAUCCUUCACCCGCCGCGGCCACGACUGCGGCCUGCUCGUCCUGCGCACGCUCGCCUCGCAGUUGGGCCUCCCGGCCGACUCGUUUGACCACCUCAACCGCUUCGACCAGCCCUCAGGCGACCACUGUCGUUUGACACACAAACCGCCGUCACCGCCCAACCCGGACGGCAGCGUCUCCUCCUCGACGCUCGGCCUGCCGAGCCACACCGACUUCGGCAGCGUCACAGUCCUCUUCAACUGGCUUGGCGGGCUGCAGGUUGAGUCCCAUAUCGAUACCGCCAACACCGCAACCACGGACGGCAGGGAAGGAGGAGGAGGAGGAGAACGAGAAGUGGUGCAGCGGGAAUGGCAAUGGGUGAAACCCUUGCCAGGACAUGCGAUCGUCAAUCUAGGGGACGCAAUGGUGACCUUUACCAACGGCGCGCUCAAGUCGGCCAAGCACCGGGUGGUGCCCUCGCCGGGCGAGCAGGCCGGCGCGGACCGGUACAGCGUGGUGUACUUUGUGCGGCCCCACAAUGACGUGCCGAUGAGGGCGCUCGCCCAGUUCGAUGACCGCACCAAGGCCGGAGCCCUCCAGGUGGCUGGGAAGUUCUCCGCCGAUCUCGCUAGGAAGGGCGAAGUGGUGCUGACUGCAGGCGAAUGGAUGAGGCAGAGGGGUAUCCAGCUGGGCAACUGA
Molecule: messenger RNA, 1134 nt
Organism: Chaetomium globosum CBS 148.51
Lineage: Eukaryota; Fungi; Ascomycota; Sordariomycetes; Sordariales; Chaetomiaceae
Exons: 2
Coding region: 1-1134 (377 amino acids)
Molecular function (GO): dioxygenase activity
Source: RefSeq, a predicted model, not a curated record